AUGGGAAACGAGGUGCUGCUGACAGACAUCGGCGACCUCCAAGCCUCUCUGACCCAGGGGAACAUCACGCAGAACCAGGCCUCCCUCGCGGCCGCCGGUGGGGCAGCAAGCUAUGGCAGCCUAGACUGGAGAAGGCUGCCCGAGCGUGGCCAGUACGGCUACUUCGACUUGGUCUUCGCUGGGGACGUUAUUUGGCAUGAGAGCUUGGUGGAGCCGUUUCUGAAGGCCGUGGCAUGGGCUGCGUCGGGUCCUGGAGUUGGUGAGGUGAUCCUCUCCCAUAAGGUCCGAGACCAAGAGUCUGUGCUGCUCUUCCGCCAGAUGCUGGCCCCGAACGGCCUGCAGAUCAGCAAGGAGGUGCCCAGCGAGCAGGCGCUGGGUCAGGAUGGGCACCCGGCCGUGCACGUGUACCAUCUGAAGCGGGUCGCGUAG
Messenger RNA from Symbiodinium sp. CCMP2592, 429 nucleotides. Lineage: Eukaryota; Dinophyceae; Suessiales; Symbiodiniaceae. The record is from the annotation of a GenBank genome assembly.